GAGUCACAAGGCCACAGUAUCAAGAAUUUGAUUAUAUUUUGCCACAUUCGAAACUUGAGUUAUGGAACGUCCCAAGGGUCGAGCAUCUCUAAGAAGAAAAUGCCUUGUGUUGCUCUUAAGGAUGGGGAUCAUAGAGCUGAUCAUGUUUUCUUCAGCAACAUCUGAUGAUCAAACUGGCAUACCAGUAACAGGUUUACUAUGCAUUAGUGAUUGUGCAACAUGUCCCGUCAUUUGCUCACCGCCACCUCCAUCGGAGGAGUCAAAGCCAAAGCCACCGCCAUCGCCUCCGGUCCACCAUCACCACCACUCGCCGCCACCACCUUACUAUUUAUACUCACCACCACCGUCAGAACUACCGGCACCACCACCACCGCCAGAACUACCGGCAUCACUACCACCUCCACCACCAUCUUAUUUUUCAUGGGGCACGGCUCCACCACCUCCUCUUCCUGUUUAUCCCUUCAAUCCUUCCGGUCAGUUGCCGCCUGGUAUUGGACAACGCAAUUACUCCUAUCCUUACUACUACUUCUAUGCCUCGAAAGGUUCUUCUCUUUCUCUUCAUGCUUCCCUUUUUCUUAUGCUUUUGUUGUCCUUAUGUGUAGUGUUUUAAUGGAGGUGAGUGGUUGUGUGUGUUGUAUUACAAUUGAGAGAAGUAAGAAGGCGACGACAAGGUAUUAUAGGGGUAUAUAUGGAGUCUUCUGAUUUGGUAAAAUUAGUGAAAGCCUUUGUACUGUUUUGAAUUGUUCUUGAACAGUUUAGUCUCAAU
Ilex paraguariensis (yerba mate) is the source of this 766-nucleotide messenger RNA. The record is from the annotation of a GenBank genome assembly. NCBI's taxonomy places the organism in Eukaryota, Viridiplantae, Streptophyta, Magnoliopsida, Aquifoliales, Aquifoliaceae.